AUGGCAACCCUCGACCUCCUUCCCGAUGAAAAAAUCUACGACGAGGGGGAUGAGGUGCUCCCUGGUCUGCGCCCCCAUUUGGACGCGAUCCUGAGCAGCCCCGAAGGGGAGGACAUUGUGUUCAAGAUCGCCGCCAUGCUCAAGGAGUAUCUCCUCCCCGAAUUGUGUGGAUACGACAAGGGCAGCAGCCCAACCUCCGCCGAAAUGGCCCUGCGCUUCGACAACCUGUAUGAGGAGGUAUACCUACCCCUAUACAACGGGUUCCGCGGCAAACACAAGGGCUGGACGGGGUACCUGUGCCUGUUUUACAGUGAGGUGUUUGAGGCCGCGUUCCGGGCUCCAUACGACGAUCCGGCGCAAACGAAGGUCGUCGAGCUACUUCAGGCGCUCCGAGAUCUGCCUGGCCGGACUGCCAAGGUGUUUUUGGCUUCCGAGUUCUCAUGGGUCGACUCGGAGAUCUGGAGCAACGAGAUUUUGUUUGGUUGGGAGCUCUCUCACGCCAUGCCGUAUACAGGUGAGCUUACCAUACCCCUUUGCCGCUCCUUUCCUUACUUUCUUUCUGGACUCAACCUGCUUGACUUCAACGCCGCCUGCGCCCGCUGGGUCAGCGCAGCCGCCUUGAGCGCCCGCUGCACCAGCGCCGGCUUCAACAACUUGUAUAUCCACUGUUUCCCCCGCAUCGGCUACGUGCUCACCCUGGGUCUGGAGCCCGGGUUCCCGUCCCACCAGCCCACCAAGCUCGACUGCUACGUCAUGGCCGCCGCACAGUACAUCCUGCUGGCCGGCGCGACCAUUGAUGAGAACUGCGUGCGCAACCAGCUGCCGUUUCAUCGGAUGCAUCGCUGGAAGCGGUGGGCGGAUGGCAAUGGGCCGAACAUGUGGCGACUGUGGGGUGAUCGGUUCGCCGAGAUUGCGCAGGCGUUGGAUGAUGGGGUCGUGGAGGAGGAGCAGUUGGGGUUCCGACUGUUUGAGCAGAAUCGGGCUGCGUUGAGGGAGAUGGUUGGGCAGGCGAGGGAGAGGAUGGUGGAGUUGGAGCCGGCGUUGUUUGAGGAGGGGGUUGCUCAGAUAGAGAAGGGGGAGGAGGCAGAGACGACUGAGAAAGUAGAGGCAACUGGGGAUGCGGAGAAUGGGGAGAAGACCGAGGAGAAGGGGGUUAAUGAAACAGGCAAUCCGGAGAAAGAGAAGACGGAGAAGGAAAAGAAGGUGGAGGGGAAACUCUAG
Dichotomopilus funicola is the source of this 1221-nucleotide messenger RNA. RefSeq lists its product as uncharacterized. Lineage: Eukaryota; Fungi; Ascomycota; Sordariomycetes; Sordariales; Chaetomiaceae. The coding region runs from base 1 to 1221 and encodes 406 amino acids. The transcript is spliced from 3 exons. The record is from RefSeq and is a predicted model, not a curated record.